Molecule: messenger RNA, 375 nt
Organism: Helianthus annuus (common sunflower)
Lineage: Eukaryota; Viridiplantae; Streptophyta; Magnoliopsida; Asterales; Asteraceae
Exons: 2
Coding region: 1-375 (124 amino acids)
Source: RefSeq, a predicted model, not a curated record
AUGCAUCGGUUACCUACCAAGUUGGAAUUGCAAAAAAGAGAUAUAGAUGUCGGGGACGCAUGGUGCGAUCUCUGUGAAGACGGAUUGGAUUCAACUUUGCACUUAUUCACAGAAUGUAAGUUUGCUAUGGAAGUUUGGCAUAGGAUUGGGACGUGGUGUCGGCUCCCGCCGAUCUUCGCUUUUGACGUUCGGGAUUUAUUAUGCUUAUUCAAAGACGCCGCUGGAGGUAAGCAAGGUAAAAGAAUAGUCCAAGGAAUUGUCAUUGUAGCACUGUGGUGUAUUUGGUUAGCCCGUAACGAGAAGAGUUUCAACCAAAGGGAGGUAAAGGAAAACAAUAUUGGAGGAACUCUUAUCACAUUGCAAUAUAACAAUUAG